AUGACGGAGGGAGUGGAGGCGGAGGACUCUUCCGCUGGCCUGGUUGUCCCUCCCGGAUCAGCGUCCCCCACCCACUCCUGCACCGAUCCCGGACGAGCCCCCGAGGAGGCGCCGGAGGAGUCUGCGGCAGGUGGAGAGGGAGGGGAGGAGGGUGCCGAGGGAGGCAGUGACGAUGGCGAUGGAGGGCGAGCCGGGCCCCUGGGAUUCUUGGGCUUGGCAGGGACUUGCUGUGUGUGCAUAGAGAUGGAACAGGUGCGCAGUUGCCUGCGCUCUGAGAAGAUCUGCAUCCUCCCCAUCCUGGCCUGCCUGCUCAGCCUGGCCUUCUGCACUGCCGGCCUCAAGUGGGUCUUUGUGGACAAAAUCUUUGAGUAUGAGCCGCCCACCCACCGGGACCCUGAUCGCAUGGAACAAAACCCCUUCAUCGUCAUUGCUGACCCCACAUGGGAUCUGCCAGUGUCAUUUCCCCACCCCUCCCCUGUCCCAAUGCCGACGACCACCAGCACAGGACAACCUGAGGUCAUAGUAGAGGGGAAACCCACCGGAGGACCCUUUGUACCCCAGUCCCCCAGAGUGACUCAGUACACCCCUACCUCUGCAUUGACGUACCGCACAGACCCGCCCAUGCAACCUGGACCCCCUAUCACCCCAAAACCAGUGAACAAGGGAACACCAACCCCCUACCCACAAACUACUGUGGAAUCGAAUGACAUUUUUGUCCCUACAUUCUGUAAGUACGCCACACUUUGUAUUUCCAAUGAAACCAUGUGUUAUUUUAAUUUGCUCUCAGUUUUAGUUUACUCUCAUGUUGAGUAAAUACGUUCAGUUAUAUUAGCCUUGGAAGUUUAGACAAGAAAGGAUUCUGAGGUUUUAUGUCAGAUUAAGACAAAAACUCACAAAUAUUCACUACAGUAAGAAUGUUUAUUUUAAGGGAGCCAGAUAAUGUAGUCAGAUGGAGGAAAUCAACUGUCAGUUGAUGUUGAAAUCAAACAUCAGCAUACUGGGUACAGACAUGCAGAAAGGAGAUCUCCAUGUGAUACUAUUCAGUGAAAUAGUUUGUAUACAAUCCUCCAGUGUACAAACUUUCCCUACUGCAAUAGGCAGCCUAAAAGGCCAUUACUUGUACAUGUAAAAAAAAAAAAAAAAAAGCUUUUACAACUAGAUUUUUUCCUAUUAUGCAACUCUAUACUGAGAAUAAUAGUGCUAAGCACUCUGUCUGAAAGCAGAAAUGCUGUGACUUGCAUUGUAGCGCAAGUGGCCAUGACUGUAAGUCGCUCUGGAUAAGAGCAUCUGCUAAAUGACUAAAAUGUAAAUGUAAGCCUCGGAAGAAUUAGCACCACAGGUUGUUACUGCUAAACAACUAACUAUAAAGUAAACAACUAGCUACUACUGCAUAAACAUGCCCUUACUGUCCCACACACCACAUCCGAUGCAGUUAAUCACAAGCCUGUUAAUACCAUGCUGUUAUGUUAAUUUCACUCAGCAUGUCACCAAAACAUGUUCUCAUCUGCAUAUUUGAAAUAAGCACAAGGGCCCCCAAUGCUAGCCGCGCAUUAUUUCCAUUCAUAUGAAAAUAUGAAAAAUCAAUAGCUGAUGAUGCACGACUUCCUAAAACUAAAUGCUGUGGUGCCGGAGAGACUUCCUCCUGCCAGGCCGAAGCUCUAUUUCAAGGUCAGAGCCUGCUGGAGGCUAAUUGAUUCCCCCUCCAUCUCUGAGCCACAGAGAAAGACAAUCCCAGUAAUGCUAUCUACCAUGACUUUGAGAGCCGCCAGAGUUAUAACUGUUGGAAAUCUGCCAAACUCUACCGGCACUUUUGUCCUUUUGCAGCUUUAUUCCCCGUUCCCUGCGAGAUUUCAUAUAUGUUUUUCUCAUCUGUCCUCAUUUUAGUGAGGUGGAUGAUGGCCAUACAGAUGUGA
Messenger RNA from Coregonus sp. 'balchen', 1913 nucleotides. The record is from the annotation of a GenBank genome assembly. NCBI's taxonomy places the organism in Eukaryota, Metazoa, Chordata, Actinopteri, Salmoniformes, Salmonidae.